ACCAGGCGUGGGAGUCCCGAAAAACAUUUUCGAAAUUUCCACACAGAAAAUCUUCCAGUCACUCCGCGGCUACUCCCGUGUUCGCUUCGGUUCGUUAGUUCAGUUACGAGUGCGCACCCACUCUUCUAGUAAUUCAGUAAUUGUGUGUUAGAAAGAGACAAAUAUGAGCACCCAAGCCUCCACUGAACCAAAAACAUGCGCACAAUGCAAAGAAAAGAUCCAAGGAUCGAUCUUGACCGCCCUGGGAAAGUCCUGGCACCCAGACCAUUUCGCCUGCGAGGCCUGUAAGGAACCGAUAACCGAAACCAAGUUCCGCACCCACGAGGACAAGCCUUACUGCACCGGCUGCCAUAUUAAGCAUUUCGCCAAUACGUGCCAUGCUUGCGACGAGCCCAUUUUGGACAAAUGUGUUCAGGCCAUGGGAGUGAACUGGCACGAGGAUCAUUUCCUGUGCGGCGGGUGCAAGUGUAAACUGAUCGGCACCCAGUUCAUGGACGUGAAGGGAGCCCCCUUCUGCCAGAAGUGUUACCUGUCCAAACACGCCGACAGGUGCAAGGGCUGCUCCAAACCGAUCGCCGAUAAGGCCGUUGUCGCUUUGGAUGCCAAAUGGCAUCAGAUGUGCUUCAGGUGCUCGAAAUGCGAGAAGCCGAUCAUGAAGGACCAGUCCUACAAGAUCGACCAGGGCACCGGCAAACCCCACUGCGUCAAAUGUUAAUCGAUGAUUCGACCAAUAUGACGCCCGUCUCGCUUUAUCAUAUACGAAAUCUUACUUAGUUAGAGCGUUUAACUAAUUUAUUAUCUCUUUUUGUUGUGUGCGUCCAUUACGUUUUAAGGUACGGCUAUGUAUAAGUAAAAACCACUGCUUUAAGCUAGCUAGCUUACGCCCCUUAUUUUGUUAAUAAAAAUUAUUUAAUUUAGGGA
Anthonomus grandis grandis is the source of this 921-nucleotide messenger RNA. RefSeq names its product transforming growth factor beta-1-induced transcript 1 protein-like. Gene Ontology annotation, biological process: cell-cell junction organization; cell-cell adhesion; integrin-mediated signaling pathway. The transcript is spliced from 5 exons. Gene Ontology annotation, cellular component: cytoplasm; focal adhesion; Z disc. Bases 164 to 715 code for a protein of 183 amino acids. NCBI's taxonomy places the organism in Eukaryota, Metazoa, Arthropoda, Insecta, Coleoptera, Curculionidae. Gene Ontology annotation, molecular function: transcription coregulator activity. The record is from RefSeq and is a predicted model, not a curated record.